This is a messenger RNA of Phragmites australis (common reed), 2162 nucleotides long. RefSeq names its product protein LYK5-like. Lineage: Eukaryota; Viridiplantae; Streptophyta; Magnoliopsida; Poales; Poaceae. The transcript has a single exon. The record is from RefSeq and is a predicted model, not a curated record. Gene Ontology annotation, biological process: protein phosphorylation. The coding region runs from base 4 to 2040 and encodes 678 amino acids. Gene Ontology annotation, molecular function: protein kinase activity; ATP binding.
CAAAUGGCUCCACCUCCUCCGCACCAAGGAGGGGUGCUCCCCGCAGUGGCGCUCGCGCUCCUCCUCCUCACCGUCGCGGCGCGGGCGCAGCAGGAGUACGAGGCCAACAAGCAGGACGCCUGCUACGCCGCCAAUGGCAGCUCCGUCCUCGGCUACACCUGCAACGCCACCUCCGCGCCGCCUCCCUGCGACGCCUUCCUCGUCUUCCGCUCCUACCCGCCGCUCUACGCCUCCCCGGUCUCCAUCUCCUACCUCCUCAACUCCUCCGUCUCUGCCGUCGCCGCCGCCAACGCCGUGCCGACGGUGUCCCCACUCGCCGCCUUCAGCCUCGUCCUCGCGCCGGUCCCCUGCGCCUGCACCCCCGGCGGGUACUACCAGCACAACGCCUCCUACACCAUCCAGUUCCUCGGCGAGACCUACUUCAUCAUCGCCAACAUCACCUACCAGGGCCUCACCACUUGCCAGGCGCUCAUUGCCCAGAACCCCCGGCUCGACAGCCGCGGCCUAGUCUCCGGGCACAUCCUCACCGUGCCGCUCCGGUGCGCGUGCCCCUCGCCCGCUCAGGCCGCCGCGGGGGUCAAGCACCUGCUCUCCUACCUCGUCAUGUGGGGCGACGACGUCACCGCCAUCGCCGCGAGGUUCCGGGUUGACGCGCAGGCGGUGCUCGACGCCAACAGCCUUGCUAAGGAUGACAUCAUAUACCCCUUCACCACGCUGCUCAUCCCGCUCAAGGCCGCGCCCACGGCGGACAUGCUCGCCUCCCCGGCGCCGCCCCCUGCGCCGACUCCGCCGCAGGCCCCGCCGGCGCAGUCGGGUGGUUCGGGAGCCGGUAGGUGGGUUGCCGUUGGGGUUGGUGCUGGUUGCGGCGCUCUUGCGUUGGCCGCCGUUCUCGGCCUGCUCUUCUUACGCGCCCGGCGGCGCCGGCGGCGCGGGAAUGGGGAAAGCGACCGUCCGCGGAAGGUGGUCAUCGAUGUGUCCGCGUCGGCGGAUUACGGUGCCCUGGCGUCGGGGAAGCAGACCACCACCACCACGACCUCCUCGUCCUCGUGGUGGACGAGCCCGCUGGUGGCCAGCGACGUGCGCGGUGCCGUGGAGUCGCUGACGGUGUACAAGUACUCGGAGCUGGAGAAGGCCACCGCGGGGUUCUCGGAGGAGCGGAGGGUGACGGGCACGUCGGUGUACCGGGCCGUCAUCAACGGCGACGCGGCGGCGGUGAAGCGGGUGUCCGGCGACGUGAGUGGCGAGGUCGGCAUCCUGAAUCGCGUGAACCACUCCUGCCUCGUCCGCCUGUCGGGCCUCUGCGUCCACCGCGGCGACACCUACCUCGUCUUCGAGUUCGCGGAGAACGGUGCGCUCAGCGACUGGCUCCACGGCGGCGGCGGCGGCAACACCCCACGGUGGAGGCAGCGCGUGCAGGUGGCGUUCGACGUCUCCGACGGGCUUAACUACCUCCACAACUACACUAACCCGCCAUGCGUUCACAAGAACCUCAAGAGCAGCAACGUCCUCCUCGACGCCGACUUCCGCGCCAAGGUGUCGAGCUUCGGGCUGGCGCGGGCGGUCACCGCGGCCGACGGCGGCGCGCAGCUCACACGCCACGUCGUGGGCACGCAGGGGUACCUGGCGCCCGAGUACCUCGAGCACGGCCUCAUCACGCCCAAGCUCGACGUGUUCGCCUUCGGGGUCAUCCUGCUGGAGCUGCUGUCCGGGAAGGAGGCGGCGUUCGCGGAUGAUGGCGGCAACAAGGGGGAGGAGGAGACGCUUCUGUGGGAGUCCGCGGAGGAGAGGCUGGUGGCGGACGGCGAGGACGUCGACCGGGUCAAGGUGCGCGCGUUCAUGGACCCGCGGCUGCACGGGGACUACCCGCUUGACCUCGCGCUCGCCAUGGCGGCGUUGGCGCUGCGGUGCGUGGCGAAGGAGCCCCGGGCACGGCCGUCCAUGGACGAGGUGUUCGUCUCGCUCUCGGCGGUGUACAAUUCGACUCUGGAUUUGGAUCCAUCGGAUUACGGCAACUCCGGGUCUUCGAUUGUUGGGAGGUAGUAGCAAUUAGCCAGGAAAGAUCGCAUUUUUCAAAGGAAGAUGAACAAGAUGUGGAGAAUCGGGGAUCGACCUAUGUUAUAGUACUAUCCGAUCACUUACACAACUGAUGCUGGAAACAUUCU